Messenger RNA from Scomber japonicus (chub mackerel), 2691 nucleotides. RefSeq names its product protein NLRC3-like. The record is from RefSeq and is a predicted model, not a curated record. Lineage: Eukaryota; Metazoa; Chordata; Actinopteri; Scombriformes; Scombridae. Gene Ontology annotation, molecular function: protein binding. The transcript is spliced from 8 exons. The coding region runs from base 1 to 2691 and encodes 896 amino acids.
AUGAGCGUUCUCCCCACAUUUGAUUUCAGUGACACCAUCUACAGCACCGUCUGUAGGGGUACUCUUGCCAAACUGGACACACUCUAUCACUCAGCUAGUCGCUUUGCCACUAAUGCCCCCUUCAACACUCACCACUGCAGUCUUUACUCUCUGGAAGAGGAGGACGGAGCAGAGCCUCUAACAUCCAGCUGUCUGUCUAUGAAGAGUGACCGGUCUAUAGAAGAUCCUCCACACUUCAGUAAUGAACCUGGACCCUGGGACCAGUCUGCUUCAUCAGGACACCCCUCCUGUCCCCAGUGUGGAAAAAGAUCCAGGAUCAGAGCUGGACUGCAGACAAGCAGCCAGACCAGCACUGUACAAACAGAAAGUGGUCUGCAGGAGCUUUUAGAUGAACAUCAGAUCAGUCUGAGCAGCACAUGUGAAUGUGUGACUCAAGGAACUGAUGAAGCAGGAACUAAAACCUUCCUCAUCAGGGUCUUCACUGAGGUCCACAUCACAGAGGGACAGAGUGAAGAGGUUAAUACCCAACAUGAGGUGAGGCAGCUUGAAACAGCUUCCAAGAUGAAGACCCUCCAUGACGCUCCAAUCAAGUGUCAGGACAUCUUUAAAGUCUUACCUGACCAACAGGACAGAGUCAGAGUGGUUCUGAUGAACGGCGUCGCUGGCGUUGGAAAAACCUUCUCAGUGCUGAAGUUCACUCUGGACUGGGCACAGCGCUCCAACAACCAAGAUAUCAGUCUGCUGAUUCUGUUCUCGUUCAGGUCGCUGAACUUGAUCAAAGAUGAGCAGUACAGUCUGCUCAUGCUGAUCCGUGUUUUCUAUCCAACAUUACAGAAGCUCACAGCAGAGAAGCUCGCUGGCUGUAAAGUUCUGUUCAUCUUUGACGGCCUGGAUGAAAGCAGACUUUCACUGGAUUUCAACAACAGUGAGGUCGUGUCUGAUGUCACACAGAAGUCAUCAGUCAGCGUGCUGCUGACAAACCUCAUCAAGGGGAAGCUGCUUCCCUCGGCUCUCAUCUGGAUAACUACCAGACCUGCAGCAGCCAAUCAGAUCCCUCCUUCAUGUGUGGACAGGGUAACAGAAGUACGAGGCUUCACUCACCCCCAGAAGGAGGAGUACUUCAGGAGGAGAUUCAGUGAUGAAGAGCAGUCCAGCACAAUCAUCUCACACAUCAAGACAUCCAGGAGCCUCCACAUCAUGUGUCACAUACCAGUCUUCUGCUGGAUCACUGCUACAGUUCUGGACCACAUGUUGACUACAGACCAGAGAGGAGAGCUGCCCAAGACCCUGACUGACAUGUACUCACACUUCCUGCUGGUUCAGACAAAGAGGAAGAAGAACAAGUAUGAUGAGGGACAUGAGACGAGUCCACAGGAGUUGACGGAGGCUGACAGGAACCUUCUUCUGAAGCUGGGGAGGCUGGCGUUUGAACAACUGGAGAAAGGAAACAUCAUGUUCUACCAAGAAGACCUGGAGCAGUGUGGUCUUGAUGUCACAGAGGCCUCGGUGUUAUCAGGAGUUUGUACAGAGAUCUUCAAAACAGAGAGUGUGAUCUUCCAGAAACCAGUCUACAGCUUUGUUCAUCUGAGCGUUCAGGAGUUUCUGGCUGCAGUCUACAUGUACCACUGUUACACCACCAGGAAGACAAAGGUACUGGAGGACUUCCUGGGACGAUACUACAGUUACUUAUCUCUGGAUCACUUCCUGAAGAGAGCCAUGCAGGAAUCUCUCAAGAGUAAAAAUGGCCACCUGGACCUGUUUGUCCGCUUCCUUCAUGGCCUCUCUCUGGAGUCCAACCAGAGUCUCUUAGGAGGCCUGCUGGGUCAGACAGACAACAGUCCAGAAACCAUCCAGAGAGUCAUCAACAACCUGAAGAAGAUGAACAGUGAUUAUAUCUCUCCUGACAGAAGCAUCAACAUCUUCCACUGUCUGAUGGAGAUGAACGACCGCUCAGUACAUCAGGAGAUCCAAGAGUUCCUGAAGUCAGAGAACAGAUCAGAGAAGGAACUCUCCGUGAUCCACUGCUCAGCUCUGGCCUACAUGCUGCAGAUGUCAGAGGAGGUUCUGGAUGAGUUGGACCUGAAGAAGUACAACACAUCAGAACAGGGACGACGGAGACUGAUCCCAGCUGUGAGGAACUGCAGAAAGGCUCGACUUCGUAGAUGUGAACUCUCAGAGACUCACUGUGAAGUUUUGGCCUCAGCUCUGAAGUACAACCCCUCCCAUCUGACAAAACUGGACCUGAGCUAUAACAUCCUGUCUGAUUCAUCAGUGAAGCUGUUGUCUGCUGGACUGGAGAGUCCAAACUGUAGACUGAAGAGUCUGAGACUUCAGUACUGUGAACUCUCAGAGACGCGCUGUGAAGUUUUGGCCUCAGCUCUGAAGUGCAACCCCUCCCAUCUGACAGAACUGGACCUGAGCUUCAACAUCCUGUCUGAUUCAUCAGUGAAGCUGCUGUCUGCUGGACUGGAGAGUCCAAACUGUGGACUGAAGACUCUGAUACUUCGGGACUGUGGACUCUCAGAGACUCACUGUGAAGUUUUGGCCUCAGCUCUGAAGUGCAACCCCUCCCAUCUGACAGAACUGGACCUGAGAGGAAACGAACUGUCUGAGUCAUCAGUGAAGCUGCUGUCUGCUGGACUGGAAAGUCCAGACUGGGGACUGGAGACUCUGAGGUCAGUACUGUGGUGA